UUGAAUUCAAAUUUAAGAUCAUAAACGGGUAAAUUCGUCUCCUAAAUAUAGGCAUAUACAAGCCUAGAGAAAUAUGAUCUGCCCGUUUAUCUCCAACGGUAGCUAGCAAUGGAUUCGCCUAUAAUUUUUGGAAGCCCACUUAUAACUGAUUUCCUGUGAUUGUUUAUCUUUAAGUAGGCAUAUCUAUCUGCGAAAAAUCUCUUCCUUUGAUUCCCUCUGUUCAAAUUCAAUAUCAUAAACGGAUAACUUCAUCUCCUAAAUAUAGCUGUAUGCCUAUAUACAACCAUGGAGAAGCAUGAUCUGCCCGUUUAUCUUCAACGGUUAGCUAGCAAUGAAUUCUUUGCCCUAUUCUUUAAAUCUAUGAGCUAGGUUAUUCUUUGCCCACUCUCUCUUUUUUUUCCCCGGGAUUGAUCAAAAAGAUGGACAAAAAAUUAAUGAUUGUAAAGAUGAGGGGAGGUGAAUUCGACAUCUGAAAGAGCCAUGUUGGCUUGAGCAGAGAUGGAGGAAGAAGGAGAAGGUAAAACUUAUAACUUCUAUGGCAGGUUUACGUUCCAUGUAAAACUAUGCUUCAAACGCCGCGUACAUUGGUGGGAUGGCUGGAAGAAAGAAGGGGACUCAGUUGAAGAGGAGAAUCCAGCAAAAGAAAAGGAUGUUGGGAUUCUUAUUUGCUCUCCCCUUGAGCCAGCCUUGGCACUUAUUGGCCAAACUGUUAAUGGCCGGGAAGUUGUUGGCAUUCGUGUGGUGAAGGUUGAACACCAUGAUAGUCCCUGUAUAGACGCUGGAAUUUCUAAGCUGAAAGAUGUUGAAAAAGUGGUUGUUGUUAAAGAGGGUGAACUCAAGAGAUUGUGGGAGGAAGAGUGUAUGCCAUUGGAGACCCAAGCUGAAUCUGCUGUUGACUCCCAGAAUGAGGAGGGUGCAGAUUGGAGUGAGGUAGCAGGGCAAGGAGGAGGUCUGGGAGAAAUCCUUCUUGAGUACCAAUCAAAUAUUAUCUAUUGCUGAUUGGUUCUCCUUCCCUGUAGACUCUCCUUAAGUUGAAGUCUAAAGAAAGUUGUAUAAAUUGAUUUGAACACCCUAUUCGCCUUUUGAACAUCCCAGAAAAGAAAAUAGAAUAAAAGAAUAAAAGAAUUGAAGGGAUAAGCAAGGGAGAUAUCUAUUAAACCAAAGGAAUAGCAUUAGAUUUUUAUAAGAUUGGGUAUCAUUGUCUAUACAUAUAUUUCAUUUAUUUGAAUAUUCCUCACCAAGAAA
Molecule: messenger RNA, 1245 nt
Organism: Cryptomeria japonica (Japanese cedar)
Lineage: Eukaryota; Viridiplantae; Streptophyta; Pinopsida; Cupressales; Cupressaceae
Exons: 3
Coding region: 499-999 (166 amino acids)
Source: RefSeq, a predicted model, not a curated record